UUGGUGGGAGUGCGUGACCUCUCGACCAGACUCUAGAGGGAAAACACGAUGAAGAUAUAAAUUUGCUUCGGAAAUCUUGUGAUCUUGGCACAUUACAAUGGUCACUAUAGCAUACAAGUGAGCGGGUACUACCAUUUACGUAUGCUCGUCGCGUGAAUCGAUUACAUGGGUACACCGUGCAAGUGAAGCGGCGAAUUGCUCGUGUAUGUGUCACUAUAGGAGCGAAAAAAAUCCGCAAGCCUGGAAGGAUCAAUCCACAAAUGAUUGCCGCUUCGCGGCCAAUUGAAAACUCACUCGCCUGUCACGUGAGACAUUUUACCCGGAGGCCGAAACCGUUAGCUUCGGAGGUCCUAACGAGCUACUUGUUACAAACUGAGGAACCACCUUGGACAUCAUAUUUUGUGAAAUAUGCCGACGUAUCGAACGAUCAGAGGGGAAUGUCUCAUUUCAAUUGGCCAGUGGGUAAAAGCAACUACCACAUUUUGAGGACAGGCUGUUUCCCUUACAUCAAGUAUCACUGCACCAAGAGGCCUCAACAGGACCUGAGUCUGGAAGACAAAUUCUUCAAGGCGAUCAAGAUACUUAACCUUGGUAUACCAACUCUAAUGUAUGGAUUAGCAGCAACGCAGCUCAUUCGCCACGUAGAGGUCGUUAAAACCAGCAAAGGCGAAGUGCCAAUCUAUUUUCUGAUCCCAGAAGAAAAAGGCUCUCAACAUUGAAUAUUAAAUAAUACAUUUUUUUUAUUGAAUAUAGAAAUGACAAACACACCUUGAGAAUUAAUAA
Molecule: messenger RNA, 783 nt
Organism: Belonocnema kinseyi
Lineage: Eukaryota; Metazoa; Arthropoda; Insecta; Hymenoptera; Cynipidae
Exons: 4
Coding region: 261-719 (152 amino acids)
Source: RefSeq, a predicted model, not a curated record